GAGAGAGAGAGAUGGGGAUGAAGAGGGAGAGGAAAAAUCACAAUGUAACCAGAAAUCACCAGGUGAUAAAAAAUAUGUUAAAGAGUAGAGCAGGGAGUUCAGGAGGAGCAAGAGCAGAAAUGAUGUGAGUGAAGGGCGGGAGCUCCUCCAGACUGAGCCCAUGUGACUGAAGGCGGAACUGGAGAAACGCUGUGAAAACAGACGGAGAUGAAAAACUAGAGAAAUAUACUUUAAUUCCCUCAUCUGAAGCUCUUCUACACAGCCUCCAGGGAUGGCCAGCGCUCCUCCUAUGGAGAUCAUGGGUCCGACGGGACAGGCAGCUCCCUGCCCACCGACUUAUGAAGAGUCUGUGAACGCAGGAACGCCGUUCCCCCCCGGGGCUCAUAUGCCCCCUCCGCCUGUCUACAGCAAGGCCCCCCAACCCCCCUACCCAGCCCAGGGCUACACCCAGAUGUACUCACCUCCACCUCCUCCCACUGGACCUGGAGCUCCUGUGGUGACUGUGCAGACCGUAUAUGUGCAGCCUGGCAUGGUGUUCGGGCACACUCCAGUGCAGGUCCACUGCCCUAACUGUGCCCAGACUGUAGUGACCCGUUUGGAUUACUCUUCAGGCACUAUGACCUGGCUGACCUGCGCAGGACUCUUCAUUUUUGGCUGUAUCUACGGCUGCUGUCUGAUCCCGUUCUGCGUGGACAGCCUGAAGGAUGUGACACACCACUGCCCCAACUGCAGCAGUGUUCUAGGAGUCUUCAAACGACUCUGAUGUGGCCGUGUGGUGCGCUGUGACUAACCAUAUAUACCUGUACACUUUCAUCAUUCCUUAUCUUUCUUAUUACUGCAAACGUGAAAAUGUAAAAAUAUGAUAAUAUAAAAAAAAACGCGUCAGGAAAAAUAUAUUUACCGAAAUAUUUAUUUUAAUCAAUGAGCCAGGUAUCAGGUCAGUACAUUUUAUAAAAAUAAAAAAAUAGCUUAGCAUUUAUUUAGAUAUCAAAUUCCCUUCUUUGUCAAAAUAUAAUGCUUUUUCUUGCACUGCAACCAAUCAAGUUACACUGUAUCUGUGUAGUCCCAUUAGUUUGGGUUUAUUUGUUGCACACUGCCGUCUAAAGUGCUUUAGUCAUCAUAUAUGUGGGCGGAGUCUCCUUAUACAUCACACAGAUUGUUUUUUAGAAUGUGGCCAAUUCAGUUUGUUGCCUUUCCAGGUGUUGUACUAAAUUUAUACUCUCUCUCUGCCAAAAGCUGACUCCCUACGAGUGCAGAUAACAGUUAAUCUACAGUUACAGUAGAUACAGAAUCAACAACAAUGUAAUCUGUUGUACCCGUCCUGCUACCUGUCGAUUUUGGCACAACACCGCUUCUUUUUCUUCUUUUGUUGUUUAAUGAUUGACAAUAGCCUGCCUAAACUUAUUGUAAUUUGUCUAAAUGUCCAAACAAUCUAGGAAAGAUUUGUUGUUCACACUGCAAAGAAACCAGACAACGGUUCAGUUAAUCCAGACCGAGACCAAAUGUUGGGUCAUAGCAAAUUUCUAGCACUUCUGCUUUACAGACACAAGGACAAUAUAUUAAAUGCUGUGUAGUCCAAUAAUAUAGGCCUUAUAUUGUUUAACACUGGCAUAUUUAAUGUGUACAUUCUGAUACAUAAAUCAGAAUAACAGGUGGGUGAAGAACAAUACUUUAGUUCUUCUGUACUUCAGUAAAAGUAUAUUUAGUAAAAUUAUCUGAUUAUCAUCUUUGGAUUUCUGCAGUUAUCUGAAUAUUCAAGUGUUCAUGUAAACAGCAUAAUAAUCCAAUUUCUAAAAUUGGAUUAAGGCUUUAAAAUCUGAUUAAGAAAUCUGUGAAAAGAUUUUAGCUCAGUAAUCAGAUUUCUCAGCAUAUAUGUACUCUCUCUUUGAUUGUUUCAGUUUCCUUAGUCUGCACAUGUAUGCAAAGUCACUGGAUAUGACACAUUCUUGUAAAAAAAAAUCUCAUCUUUAUAUUUGUGAAGAUUAGUAAGGAUCGGCCAGUAAACUGUGUUUUUAUAAAAUGUGGCAGGAAGUUUACGUACUUCUGAAAGAUUUUUCGGCUACUAACAAAGUUGAAAUCCGAUUAUUGCCAGACCCAGAUUUUUCCCAUUAUUAGAUUACCCAAGUGCAUUGAAAAUACAUAUACAGUUAUCUGAUUAAUAAUAAGAGUUAUUCCUUUAAUUUACAGAUAUUGUAUAGUAGUAAUUUAUAACAAAAUUGUCUCUUAAAAAGAGCAGAAAAAUAAGUUACUUUUAAUACAAAUAUAUGAGCUGUGGGAAAUAAUAAUAAUAAUAAUAAUGCAAAGAAAAGUUUGGACAGUUUAUUUUUUUGAAGGAAAUGCAGAAAUGUUGCAGUUUAAAUGGUUUAGGUUUAUGGCUUUGCUAUGUGUUUUCUGGGGUAUUCCAGGUGGUUACUGUGGUGUUUAUAAAUGGCUGCUUUGUUGUUGCUAGGUGCUUACCUAGCUGGGUUGCAACAGUGUUGCAAGGUGAUUGCAGUGGUAUCUCAUGUGGUUGUUGCUGAGUGGUUGCUAAGAGGUUGCUAUGGUAUUUUACAGGGUUGCUUCGGUGUCUAAAGUUUUUCUUAUUAUUAUUAUUAUUAUUAUUAUUUUAGCUAUUAUUAUUGCUAUGUCUACUAACUUUUCCUUGAGUACAGAAUACAACGAAAUAACAGUUUUAAUAAUAAAUUUACGUAAAAUAUUAUUUAUGCUGUGCCAUAUAAAAAACACACUGGCUCCAAAUUUUCUUUAGUUUUUUUGUAGAUUGUACUGCACUUUGUCCACCUCUGGAAAAUAUUGUAGCAAAUGAAUGAAUUACUGAAAUACAGAAGCCUGUUCCAGUUGAUUUUUACUGUGUUGUAUGACUGACAUUGCAAUGAAUCAAACUGCCUAAAAGGGGCAAUACUUCUUUAUAUUGAUAAUUAAUGCAGAUUUAAUUGUUUUUGGCAAACAGAAUCAGAUCUGCUAUAGCAGAAACUGCUGUGUACCUCUGAAAGUGCCUUAUUCUGUUGCUCUGUGAUUUUAGAAGUAAAGGGUGAGUUUCUCUUCUAUAAGAAAGUUUGUUUAAUGCUGUUUUAUCACUGUGCCAUUCAGUAAUCACAUGUUAUAAAAAGUUAUGUUUAUCUACACAGGGUUCUGUCCACUGCAUUUGUAAUCUCUGUGCACUUCUGCGGAUAAUUAAAGUAAUAAUCUGCUUUAAGGGUCA
Messenger RNA from Astyanax mexicanus (Mexican tetra), 3199 nucleotides. RefSeq names its product lipopolysaccharide-induced TNF factor (gene litaf). The transcript is spliced from 5 exons. Lineage: Eukaryota; Metazoa; Chordata; Actinopteri; Characiformes; Acestrorhamphidae. Gene Ontology annotation, molecular function: zinc ion binding. The coding region runs from base 272 to 763 and encodes 163 amino acids. The record is from RefSeq and is a predicted model, not a curated record.